GGGCGCGGGCGCGCCAUUCGUCGCGCGAUAUCCCCGCGCAAGCGCACGCGUGUCGUGAGUGAAGUGACAUUUAACCCCCAAAAAUGGCGGCCAAAUUCUACAUAUGUUGUCUCGUUCUGACCCUGGAGCUGGUGUCUGCAGCUCGGCCGCGGCCGCGCCUGCAGCCAGUUGAGGACGCCUACGAGUACCAGCCUGAAGCCUCCGACAGAGCCGCUGGAGACCAGGUGGUGCUAGUGUCAGCAGAUGACUACAACGCCCUCUACCGGUCGACGGACAGGUUGGACGACGAGUACGAGCCGCGAGCGCGUCAGCCGCUGCCAGGACGGACCCUGAAGCACCAGGAGGCUCCCAAGCAACCUCCCGUGCAGACUAUAAGGAACUAUAAUAAGGUGAAUGACGACGGUAGCUUUACUUUCGGCUAUGAGGCAGCAGAUGGGUCCUUCAAAGAGGAGACUCGCGGCACGGACUGCGUGGUGCGCGGGAAGUACGGCUACGUGGACCCCGACGGCAACAAGCGCGAGUUUACUUACGUGUCCGGGAACCCCUGCGACCCCAACAAGCCUGACGAGGACGAGCAGGAAGCCCCCGGACAGGAGUCGGCUGAGAGAGACGAUGGAGAGGCCAACUACCCGACUAGACCUGCCGUGCGCCCCACUACGGCUAGACCACCGACGACAACAUACUUCCAGAACGACUUCAGAGACGCUGAUGAAGACGAAGUAGAAGAGGAACCCCUCCAGCACAUCCGUCAAAGAGUCGUGCAGAGACCGGCUCUUGCCGCGCGCCGCCCCAGCUACCAGUCGCAGCAGAUCGCCAUCACCCCCCGCCCCCUGCCCGCCACCACCGCCCGCGCUCUCCCCCCCGCGACCACCUUCCGCCCGCAGCUUCUGCAGGUCACCGCGCGCCCGCAGAUCCAGUACUCCCCGGAGCCGUCUUACUCACCGUCCCCCGCGCCAUCCUAUUCCCCGUCCCCCGCGCCCAUCGCCACCACGGCGCGCCCCGGACAGAUCGACUUCGCCGCCGAAUUCGCCAAGUUCCACCGCGAUAACCAGCAGCAGCACUCGACGACAGCCGCGGCCGGCAAGGCGCCCACCGCCGCGCCCGCGCCCGGCAACCCGCUCUACUCCACCGAGCUCGUGUACGACCCGUCCAGCGGCAACUACAACACGCAGCUGUUCCAGACGCUGCCACAGACCAAGGGCGAGCUGAACCUCAACCAGCGCCUGCAGCCGUACGUGGCGCAGCCGCAGCAUCAGGCGCGCCCCUUCGUUCCCUCCCCGCAGAUCAGCUCGGCCCCCGCGUCGCAGUCCCCUAAUGUUCCCUUAUUCCGGCACCAGAUCCAGCACAACCCGCAGGAGGUGUACCAGCGGCAGCAGGCGGAGACGCAGUUCCAGAGCUCGCAGCAGCUGUUCGCGCAGCAGCAGCAGCUGCAGCAGUCGCAGCUGCAGCGGGACCGGGCGGCGGCGCGCGCGCAGGCGCAGCGGCUCGCGCUACAGGGCCAGGGACAACAGCAGUCCUAUGCCCCCCAGAGGGCCGUGGCUCAGAACCCCCAGUUCUACUACGUGGCGCCGCGCGGCGGGGAGUCCCCCUCGUCGGGACAGAUCGACGCGUUCCUCAGAGGGCACGGAAUUCAAUUUUAGUUUAGUGGAAUUAAUGUCUGGGCUAGAUAAUGCAAUUCUGUCGGCCACUCCUCGAUAAUACUCAAUGUUGUGUUUCUGCUCUGCACAGAACAGUGCUCCUAGUUUUCAUAAACGCUUUAAUCCCGAUCUGUCGCUAGUAAUUAGUAAAGCGCUUAUGAGUGUUAGGGUGAAUUAAUAACGAAGGUCAUUGGCCUUAUUACAUAAAAAUAUAAAAACUCCGAAUUUUGCUUUGUUUAACCUUCUAUGUUUGGGCAUAAGAGUAUAAACUAAUGUUUAAAUGUACUUUUGCUGUAAGGCCUUGUUUUGUAGUUAAAUUUAAAGGGCCAUAGGUGAUUACGUGUACAAUCGAUUUCAAUAGGUAAAGGUCCGCACAGUGUGUCGGUACAGUGGAGGACAGCGCGGCCGGCCGCAUGCAAGUGUAAAUACAGUUCUGUCUAAUCAGUACCUUAGUUCGGUACUAAAUAGUCCUAAGAAUAAAUAUAAUGUUAUUUAGUCCGUGAUAGUCCAUGGUCGCGUUUUUGGAAACGCUGUGUAAAAACGCUCGAUUUUGUAACUUUAAUUGUAAUAUUUUUGUUUAUAUAAUAAAUUAUAUUUUUUAAUAA
Plutella xylostella (diamondback moth) is the source of this 2242-nucleotide messenger RNA. RefSeq lists its product as hypothetical. Gene Ontology annotation, molecular function: structural constituent of chitin-based larval cuticle. Gene Ontology annotation, cellular component: chitin-based extracellular matrix. The record is from RefSeq and is a predicted model, not a curated record. NCBI's taxonomy places the organism in Eukaryota, Metazoa, Arthropoda, Insecta, Lepidoptera, Plutellidae.